AUGCGCACCUCGUUCUGGACCGCUCUUGCCGCCCUUGUGGCUGUCACUGUCCGAGCCGACACCUACCGGCUCGAAUUCCACGCCGAAACGGGCACCACUUUCGAGGACCCCUGGGACGGGCACUUGGUGGUAGGUCCCGGCUGGAUCUGGCAGCCUGUCAACGAGGGGUUCCCCGGGCUCGCCGUCUUCGCCAACAUAUACCCUCCCAAUGCACCGCCUAAGAGACUCCGUUGCGAGAUCCAGGCGAAUGACGCUACCACCGGUUAUGACAAAGAAAAUGCGAAACUGUUCUUCCGACCGGUGGUGGGGGCGACCUAUGCGCUUGAGCUGGACACUUUCGAGUUCCGCUCGUGGAAGGUAGACUGCUGGGAGGUGUUCGAUUAG
Dioszegia hungarica is the source of this 384-nucleotide messenger RNA. RefSeq lists its product as uncharacterized. The coding region runs from base 1 to 384 and encodes 127 amino acids. Lineage: Eukaryota; Fungi; Basidiomycota; Tremellomycetes; Tremellales; Bulleribasidiaceae. The record is from RefSeq and is a predicted model, not a curated record. The transcript has 2 exons.